AUGGAAAUACAGGUGGACGACGAUUUUGAAAGCGAAGUAAAGGUCUCUUAUAGCAGGUACAAAAGAAGGCGGAUGUAUGAUGAUUAUCCCUACAUACACGCAGAAAUUUAUAGAGACAUGAUGGAAAAUGCUUUUGAUUAUGGCUCAAGAUACAGGAAUUACGAAAGAGAAACUAUGAGGAGAUAUAGAAUGUAUCCGCCAGAGCUAAUGAGCCGCUUUCCAGACCCUUACUACUGUAGAAUGGGGUUACCUAAAAAAUAUUACGAAAGACACAUGGAAAUGAAAGGAAUGGAUGAAAUGCAGGGAUCUCCAUUGUGGGUGGCAGCCUCUGACGGACAUACGGAUAUUGUAAAGCUUUUGGCAGAACAUGGGGCUCAGGUCGAUGUCAAAGGCAUAGACGAAGCAACGCCACUUUGGAUCGCAGCGCAGAACGGUCACGCAGAGACUGUCAAGCUUCUAGGAGAUCUUGGAGCUGACGUCAAUGCGGUUAACGAUGAUGACGAGACUCCGUUAUGGGUGGCUGCUCAAAAUGGUCACUGUGAGGUUAUAAAAGUGCUGAAAGCACUUGGAGCUAAUGUAAAUACAAAGGGAAGAAACCAGAGGCGAGACCGUUUUCUACGGAAAUUGCAGGCAACACCACUAUGGAUAGCAAGCCAAAACGGGCACGCCGAAGUAGUGAAGUUGCUGAUGGAGAACGGUGCUGAGCUCAGCGCAGAAAAAUUUACAAAAGCAACACCCUUGUGGAUAGCCUCUCAGAAUGGCUUUCUCGAACUUGUAAAAUUUUUUGCGGAACGUGGUUGUGACAUUGAGGCUAAAGGCAGAAACGAGAUAACGCCGUUGUGGAUCGCCUGCCAAAACGGGCACCUUGAGAUUGUUAAAUUUUUGAUCGAUAAAGGGGCCGACAUUAACACAAAAAAUACUCAUCAGAUAACACCUUUAUGGGUAGCCAGUCAAAACGGGCAUACCGAAAUUGUGAAGCUUUUGAUAGCCCGUGGUGCGGAUACUAACGCACAGAAAGAAACUCAGACAACGCCUCUAUGGGUUGCAUCUUUUAGUGGAAAAUUUGAGGUAGUAAAGAUUUUAGUGGAACAUGGUGCCAUAGUUGAUGCUAAGGGUAAAAAUGAUGUAACACCUUUAUGGGUUGCCUGUCAAAACGAGCAUUUACAUGUUGCCAGAUAUCUCAUUGAGAAAGGUGCAGAUGUGAAUGCAGGGGAUAAAGAGCAGGUGACACCGCUGUGGACUGCUUGUCAGAGCGCUCAAAGUGAUAUUAUCAAAUGUCUCUUAAAAUUCGGCGCCAAAAUCAACGAGAAGAAUAAAGAUGAAGAAACGGUACUGUAUGUUGCAGUUCGAAACAAAAAGCCAGAACUGGUAGACCUGUUGAUAGAAAACAAGGCUGAUGUAAAAAUAAAAAAUAAUGAUCAAGUAGCACCUUUGUGGAUCGCAUGUCAAACUGGGCAACUUGAAAUCGCGAAGAAACUGCUGAAAGGAGGUGCAGAGGUUGAUGCUGCGAAUAAAGAGGGGGAAACUCCAUUGUAUAUUGCAGUACAGAACGAACACGUUGAAGUGGUAACAUUGUUAAUAGAACACCACGCCAAUGUUAACGCAGAAAAGUAA
Molecule: messenger RNA, 1614 nt
Organism: Enterobius vermicularis (human pinworm)
Lineage: Eukaryota; Metazoa; Nematoda; Chromadorea; Rhabditida; Oxyuridae
Source: the annotation of a GenBank genome assembly